Dipodomys spectabilis (banner-tailed kangaroo rat) is the source of this 4188-nucleotide messenger RNA. RefSeq names its product nectin cell adhesion molecule 3 (gene Nectin3). The record is from RefSeq and is a predicted model, not a curated record. Gene Ontology annotation, cellular component: adherens junction; apical junction complex. Lineage: Eukaryota; Metazoa; Chordata; Mammalia; Rodentia; Heteromyidae. Bases 246 to 1895 code for a protein of 549 amino acids. The transcript is spliced from 6 exons. Gene Ontology annotation, biological process: symbiont entry into host cell; homophilic cell-cell adhesion; heterophilic cell-cell adhesion.
CGGGCGGCUCCCGCCUCAGCUUCGGCAGUGGCGUCGGCGGCGGCGGCGGAGUCGAAGCAUCCGCGAGCGCUCGGCAGAGUGUCAGCCGGCGGCGACGGCGCAAGAGCUGGGAGUUAGGGGACACGCGCGCCGGACCUUCCACCGCCGCCGCGCAGCGGCCGCUGCUGCUGCCGCCACCCAGAGCCGGAGGCGCCGGGGCCGGGGCGGCCGGGGGGCGGGUGGGCGAGCCGGGGGGAGGGUGGGGGAUGGCGCGGACUCCGGGGCCGGCCCCGCUGUGUCCCGGAGGCGGCAAAGCACAACUUUCCUCCGCCUCUCCCCCCGGGGCCGGGCUCCUGCUGCCAGCCCCGACGCCACCGCCGCUGCUGCUGCUGCUCUUCCCGCUGCUGCUCUUCUCUCGGCUCUGCGGUGCCUUAGCUGGACCGAUUAUUGUGGAGCCACAUGUCACAGCAGUAUGGGGAAAGAAUGUUUCAUUGAAGUGUUUAAUUGAAGUAAAUGAAACCAUAACACAAAUUUCAUGGGAGAAGAUACGUGGCAAAAAUACACAGACUGUUGCAGUCCAUCAUCCUCAAUAUGGAUUCUCUGUUCAAGGAGAGUAUCAGGGAAGAGUCCUGUUUAAAAACUAUUCACUAAAUGAUGCAACAAUUACUCUACAUAACAUAGGAUUCUCUGAUUCUGGAAAAUAUAUAUGUAAAGCUGUUACAUUCCCACUUGGAAAUGCCCAGUCUUCUACAACUGUAACUGUGUUAGUUGAACCUACUGUGAGCCUGAUAAAAGGGCCAGAUUCUUUAAUUGAUGGAGGAAAUGAAACAGUAGCAGCCAUUUGUAUAGCAGCCACAGGAAAACCAGUUGCACACAUUGAAUGGGAAGGUGAUCUUGGUGAAAUGGAAUCUACUACAACUACUUUUCCAAAUGAAACAGCAACAAUUGUCAGCCAGUACAAGCUGUUCCCAACCAGAUUUGCUAGAGGAAGACGAAUUACUUGUGUUGUAAAACAUCCAGCCUUGGAAAAGGACAUCCGAUAUUCUUUCAUACUAGAUAUACAGUAUGCUCCUGAAGUUUCAGUAACAGGAUAUGAUGGAAAUUGGUUUGUAGGAAGAAAAGGUGUAAACCUCAAAUGUAAUGCUGAUGCAAAUCCACCACCCUUCAAAUCUGUGUGGAGCAGGUUGGAUGGACAAUGGCCUGAUGGUUUAUUGGCUUCAGACAAUACUCUUCAUUUUGUCUACCCACUGAAUUACAAUUAUACUGGUGUUUAUGUAUGCCAAGUAACCAACUCCCUUGGUCAAAGAAGUGAUCAAAAGGUCAUCUACAUUUCUGAUCCUCCUACUACUACCACCCUUCAGCCUACAGUUCAGUGGCAUCCUUCAACUUCUGACAUCGAGGAUCUGGCAACAGAACCUAAAAAAUUGCCCUUCCCAUUGUCAACUUUGGCAACAAUUAAGGAUGACACAAUUGGCACAAUCAUUGCUAGUGUAGUGGGUGGGGCUCUCUUCAUAGUACUUGUGAGUGUUCUGGCUGGGAUAUUCUGCUAUAGGAGAAGACGGACGUUUCGUGGAGACUACUUUGCCAAAAACUACAUUCCACCCUCAGACAUGCAGAAAGAAUCACAAAUAGAUGUUCUUCAACAAGAUGAGCUUGAUUCUUACCCAGACAGUGUAAAAAAAGAAAACAAAAAUCCAGUGAACAAUCUAAUACGUAAAGACUAUUUAGAAGAGCCUGAAAAAACUCAGUGGAACAAUGUAGAAAAUCUCAAUAGGUUUGAAAGACCGAUGGAUUAUUACGAAGAUCUAAAAAUGGGAAUGAAGUUCGUCAAUGAUGAACGUUAUGAGGAGAACGAAGAUGACUUAGUCUCACAUGUAGAUGGUUCUGUAAUUUCCAGGAGGGAGUGGUAUGUUUAGCAACCACUAAAUGUGACUUAACUAUGUACAAGGUUUCAUUCAUACUAGUUGAUCAUUUUCAGAUUGCUCAUACUUUUUCUUGAGGAGGAAUAAUCUUUUUCAAGUUGAUUUCCGAGCUUACUUUUUAUAUUCUGAUCUGACAAAUGAAAAUGUAAAAUCUGGGUUCAAUGUAUUUGAGCUGCUUUUCAAUUUUUUUUCAAUGCUGUACUACUGUCUCAAGAUUUAAAUUUUAAUGCAGAGUACUUUAUUGGUCUGAGGCACACAGGUAAGAAGACAUGUCAAUGUUAAAUGUAUGACUUUUUUGGUACAAAAAUUAAAAAAGGAAACUACCUUGGCAUUGUGUAUUAAAUGUUUACCUAAGACUAUUAUCUCAAGUAUAAUGUUUGUGAUACAUAUACCUCUCUCAAUUUAUCACCACUAAAUGAUACCACAUCAAAAUUGAUGAGAAAACUAAUUAAAAAAUGUUUAUAUAUAUUUUUAAGAUACUAAAAAUAUUCAACCUGAUGGAACAUUUUUCCUUUUCAAACAUUUUUUUUAAAUUUCCAUACAAAUGGAAUCUUUACCUCGCAUUUUAAUGAGCCUUGCCAUAAUUACUGUAGAGUGGCUUUUCAAAGAUAUUUGUUGCACUAAAACUAUGGUAGUAAACUCAGUGAACAUGAUGUGUGAAAGAGCAUAAUUAGCUGGUCAGGAAUUUUGCCCCAAAUACAUUACAAGAGUAAUAAAAUACAUGCCUUCUAAACAUGAUAAUUAUUAUAAUUUUUUCAUCACCAGAGGACAGUUUGUAUAUUGUCUUAUGGACAUGGAUUUUUGUACAUUAUGCAUUGACCUUAUUUUAAUGCCUGAUUUCCUAAAUAUAUGAACAAUAAUAAAAAUAUGGUACAGAGCAGAGAGGGCAUUUCAGUAUGUUGGCUUACCAGUUUCAUAAAUAGCUUCUAUAAACCAUCUCAUUUGAGUUAUUUAAUAUUGAUAUUGUUUAAACGGGUAAAUGUACAAGAAAAAAUAAACUUGGAAAGUUGGGAUUGAACUAGAAAAACCCGAAUUAUAGAAUCAUUCGGGUGGCACUUGCUGAUGAAUAUUGGCAACCCAUCUCCUUUUUCUCCAUUUUCUCCUAAAUGUAUGUAUGUGUUUCAAAUUUUUUUUGUUUUUCCAAUUAAAACUGGAAACAUACCAUAAGGUUUUUUUGUUUUCUUUUACAUAAUUCAUUAAGGAUAUCUUUCCAAAAUUAUGUAACUUUUGAAAAAGAAAUGUUUUCUAAGUAUUCAAAUGUGAGUCUUCUUUGUAAGAUAAUUACUUCUACAGUGCAAUUCUACAAAAUUGUAAUAAUGACAUUUGUUUUGAAGCUCAAAGAAUGUUUAUUGGUGAUUCAUUAGCAUAAAGGACUGUGUAGAAUAAGUAUUUUGCCAGGACAAUGGAGUAGAACUUCUUAAUAAUUGUAAAAAAUAUUUUUAAUGAAAAAGAAAAAUUAGAUAUAUGACUCAGCUACUCCUCCUGAUUUAUGGAAUCGGGGGAAAAAAAGAUUAUAGAAGGCAAAUAAAUUGUAACAUUGAUAGAACAUUGCAGGUAGUAAAAGUUUUAUUCUUAAAAAUGAUAGUUUUCUCUAGCAGCACUCUUUGAAAAUUAGAAAUUCUUCCCUAAUGUGUUACAUCAGAUUAAGGAAUACAGUUAAACUCACUGAUUCCUUGUUUAAAAAAAAUUUUUGGUUUUACUAUAGCUAACCACAGAUAUUAAUAUUUUAGUCCAAGUCAUUAGUAGAAAACUUUUUGAUAAUAUACUGUGAUUGAAAUAACUUUAAUUUUAACUUAAGUAUCAGCAUUGAUAUCAGCCACAAGAAAGAUAGGUCUAAAAUUUCUUUCCAUGAAAGAUGUAAGUUAGUGGGGUUUUUUGACCAAAACUUUUAUCUCUAAGAACAAGAUUUUGAAGUGCUACAUGAAUCAAAGCAGAAUAGUUACAUUUAUGAUUCUAUAUAAAUCUCAACCUGAACAUAAUUCUGAAAGAAAUUAGCAUUGUAUUUCAACUUCCUUUCACAUUCUGGCCAUUGUAUGUUUAGUUUUUGGUGGUUUGUUUUGCUUGGGAAAGGGCAAAGCUGGAAACCUAUAAGUCAUUAUUUAAUAUAUUCUGUAUUAUUUCAAAUCAUUUGGUACACUGAAGGGUUUCCAAGGUUAGGAAUCUUAACUAACACAUAAGAUUUUUGGAAGUAUUGCACUGUUGUUUAUUAGAGCUUUAUAUAUGUAUACUGUACAUAGGACAUUGUUUGUAAACAUGAAUAGUCAAAUAAACAUUUUUGUUAAAUUAA